AUGUUUUAGCCUGAUAUUGCAACACUUCAAUAAGUUGCUUAGCUCUUAUAGCAAGGCAAGUUAGCUGACAAUCAAUAGCAAAAAGAAGUAUAUCAAAAAAUAGAGGAAUAUUCUAAGUCCCCUGAAUUUUAUAAUUACUUAUCCUACAUUUUGGCUGCAUAAAACAACCAAAUUUAGCUUGAGAUUCGUCAUAUGGCUGGUGUUACAUUAAAGUCGUUAGUAGAGAGAAAUUUUGAGCAUAUUCCUGAACAAAAUAUCUAGUUCAUUAAGCAAAACUUGUUCUAGUCAUUUAACGAUUAAUAAAAAGCCAUUAGAAGCGCUAUAGGUACUUUGAUGACCACUAUAAUUUACAAGGGAGGAUUUUAAAAAUGGCCAGAAUUGAUUGAGUUUAUGAUCUAAAACUUAGAGUCCACAGACCAAGGUGCUAUUAUUAACAGUAUAGAUUGCAUUUCUAAAAUCGUAGAAGAUUUAAGAGUAAACUCUGAAAAUUAUGCAUUUUUAGAUUCUUCAAAGGGAGGAUCUUAGCUCAACGUUUUGAUUCCUAAACUUUUUUCCUUCUGUGAUCCAAAAUAUGGUACAGAAAUACAAUCAAACGCUAUCCACACAUUGAACUUAUGCGUUUAACCAAUGCCUGCUGCUUUGGCAGAAAAUUUAGAUCAAUAUUUAUAGAUCCUCCUAAGCAACGUAUAAAACAGUGAAAAGAGUAUCAGACAAAGAGCUUUCCAAGGAAUUACAGCAUUAACUGAAAUAAGAAGAGACGCAAUAAUGAAAAGAAUAAAUCAAGUCAUUCAAUCAAUCAUUAUUGGUAGUUAAGAUGCUGAAUAUGAUGUUGCUAAAAGUGCCUGCAACUUCUGGUUUGAAUAUCUUGGUAUGGAAUAAAGUCCAGAAGACAUAUAACAAAGUAUGAAAUGUGUUUAACCAUACUUAAAAGAUUUGCUUCCUGCUUUAUUGAAGGGUCUUUAAUACACUGACGAUGAUUUAAUGAAUAUUUUGCCUAGCACAUAAAACAUAAAUAAUAGACCUGAAAUUUCAGAAGUAGGUGACAUUGAUGAUUGUGAUUUUGAUGAAAAUGAGAAUUAAUAUGAUUUUGAAGGAAAUGAUAAUGAGAGAGAAACAAACGAUUAUGGUGAGUACACAUUGAGAAAAGUUUGUGGAAGAAUUAUAUAAAAAUUUUCAUAGCAAUUUAGAGAUGACGUUUUCCAAAUUUUAUAACCUUUAAUUGAGCAAUGCUUCUAGAGCAACGAUUGGAAAAUAAAAGAAGUUGGCAUAAUUUGUUUAGGCGAUAUUUCUGAAGGAAGCAUUAAUUCUGUUUAGGUACAUUUAGGAAAUAUAAUUCCUUCAUUGAUAUAGUUGUUCAAUGUUCCUGGAUAAAAUUAUCUCCUUCAAACCUCAAUUAUGUGGACCAUUUGUUAGUAUAGAAGCUGGUUGAUUGACAACUACAAUUAAUAUUUCGAUGUAAUCAAAAGCUAUUUGUAAUGCAUGGCUUUCGGAAUCACUCACUAAAUGCAACACUUGUAAGAGUGUUCUUGCCAGUGCUUAAAGGAUUUUGUAGAUAAUGGAUCUAUGAUUCUUAGACCAUACUUGCACGAUUUCAUUAAAGUUGUUACUGAAGCAAUUAAAGUUUAUUAAAACAGCAAUUUAAAUAUGCUUUUAGAUGCUGUGUGCACUAUUGUUAGUACCAUGUAAGAAGAAGUGAAUACUCCAGAAGUCCUCCAAACACUACUUCCACCUAUCCUUGAAAAAUGGGGAUAACUCAAAUCAACUGAUAUUGCUAUAAAAGGAUUUGCAGAAUGCUUCUCUCUUCUUGCUCAAGAAUUAGAAUCCAAUUUCUUAAUCUAUACCGAAUACAUUUAUCCUAAAUGCUUUGAAAUGUUACAAAAUUAUGUCAUAGCUUUAAACACAGAAAGUAAAGAUAGAAAACAUAUUAAUUAAAAGAAGUAAAUAUUCCUUAUGGGUACCGAUCUCAUGAGCAGCAUAGUCUAUUGCACAAAAUAAAACUUUGCUCUCCUUGCUCAACAUACAGAUUUAAACUCUAUAAUUAUUAAUACAAUAGAUUCUUAAGACAGUGAGGUUAGAUCUUUCAUAUUCACCUUGAUAAGUGAAAUUUCAAUCCAUUGUCCAAACUAUAUUGCAUAAAAAGUAGAGAUAUAUACUCAAAUGAUAUCUUAGCAUGUUAUUCUUUUCCCACAUUCCCUAGAUCCCGGUAAUUAUUACUUGAAUACUUGCAAUAAUGCUGUACUUUGUCUCAACUAAUUAUGCAUUAGUUAUCCUGAAAUAAUGAAACCUUAUGCUUACCAAAUAGCUUUAAAAAUAAUUAAAAUUUUAGAAGAAACCAAAAAAAUGGUUAUUGAUGUAGCCAGAAAUGUAUGUUGCUCUUUAUGCUCCAUAGCAUUACUUGAUUACUAAAACGUUAGUUAACAUCUUUCUAGUUUCGUCUAAAAAUUCUGUCUUAGUGUGAGAUAAUACAAUGGAUAAUAAAAGAGAAGAGCUUUUGAGGGUUUAUUCAAAAUGGCAUUCCACAAUCCUAAUGGUAUCAUUAAUUAUAUGAGCUACAUUGUUGAUUCUUUCAUAAGAUACUAAAACCCUCCAUAGGAGUUGAAAUUGUAAUUCAAGACUCUGUUGAUCGAAUAUAAAAAAACUCUUAACGAUGAACAGUGGUAAAACUUCCUUUUGAACAGUAAUUUCGACUAAAUAGUUAUCAAAAACUUAAUUUAGCAAUACCUUUCUUGA
Molecule: messenger RNA, 2730 nt
Organism: Tetrahymena thermophila SB210
Lineage: Eukaryota; Ciliophora; Oligohymenophorea; Hymenostomatida; Tetrahymenidae
Product: importin-beta amine-terminal domain protein
Exons: 9
Biological process (GO): protein import into nucleus
Cellular component (GO): cytoplasm; nucleus
Molecular function (GO): small GTPase binding; nuclear import signal receptor activity
Source: RefSeq, a predicted model, not a curated record